UCACACCAUGUCAACGCUAGUGCCCCGAAUGCUACAGUAAACUACAGUGCAACAUGUGGCACUUACGAGCAGCUCGAGUACUGGCCAAACAACUUUGAUGACUUUGCGGCAGCUCUGGUUCUUUUGUACAAUAUCAUGGUGGUGAACAACUGGCAGGCCUUCAUGGAUGCCUAUGCCAGGUACUCAACCCCGUGGUCGAAGCUGUACUUUGUGGCCUGGUGGUUAACCUCCUCGGUCAUGUGGGUCAACCUGUUUGUUGCUUUAAUUCUGGAGAACUUCAUCCACAAGUGGGAUAGAAGCCAUCACUGUUCCAUCUCCGAUGAAGAUCAAGCAGAGUGUCAGUUGACGGUGCAGUCAAUGUUCAGUAAGUUUUUAAAGGAACCAACAGAAGAGGAACUUCUUUCAAUACUGGAGCAGCACCCUCACUUGAACAUCAAGCACUGAUCACAGUAACACCGAGAGAGUUCAGCAGUGUCCCAAACUGGGUCUCUCUCAGUAUUGCUGAUGAUUUUUAUUGAUUUUGAGUGGCUUUUGUUUUGACUGUGUUUUUUUUAUUUUA
Messenger RNA from Polyodon spathula (Mississippi paddlefish), 559 nucleotides. RefSeq names its product two pore calcium channel protein 2-like. The annotation marks the transcript as partial. The transcript has 5 exons. Gene Ontology annotation, cellular component: lysosomal membrane. Gene Ontology annotation, molecular function: voltage-gated channel activity; monoatomic ion channel activity. Lineage: Eukaryota; Metazoa; Chordata; Actinopteri; Acipenseriformes; Polyodontidae. The record is from RefSeq and is a predicted model, not a curated record. Gene Ontology annotation, biological process: transmembrane transport; monoatomic ion transport.